This is a messenger RNA of Pogoniulus pusillus (Red-fronted tinkerbird), 2526 nucleotides long. It is a transcript of the gene UCHL3, whose product is annotated as ubiquitin C-terminal hydrolase L3. Gene Ontology annotation, molecular function: cysteine-type deubiquitinase activity. The transcript has 9 exons. The record is from RefSeq and is a predicted model, not a curated record. The coding region runs from base 238 to 930 and encodes 230 amino acids. Lineage: Eukaryota; Metazoa; Chordata; Aves; Piciformes; Lybiidae. Gene Ontology annotation, biological process: protein deubiquitination; ubiquitin-dependent protein catabolic process. Gene Ontology annotation, cellular component: cytoplasm.
AGCACCCAGGCGGAAGGUUUUCACCGUUGUGUGGGUAGUUUCCACCUGCCGUUCCGGAGAGGGCAAGAGGUGUGCUUGGAGGCGCGGGAGGGUUAGUUUCUUUCCCUGCCCCCACCCCACAUUCCCGGUGGUACGGCCUCGGGUCAGAUCUGAGGCGAGGCGGUGUAAGGCGCUGUCAGAGCUGUGUGCGAGGUUCAGCCUAGUGCCGGUACCGGGAGCCGCCCCGCCACCGCCGCAAUGGAACCCCACCGCUGGCUGCCCCUGGAGGCCAAUCCCGACGUCACGAAUCAGUUUCUUAGACAGUUAGGUAUACAUCCUGACUGGCAAUUUGUAGAUGUUUAUGGUAUGGAACCAGAACUGCUUAGCAUGGUGCCAAGACCUGUCUGCGCAGUGCUACUUCUCUUUCCAAUAACAGAAAAGUAUGAAACGUUCAGAACAGAAGAGGAAGAAAGAAUAAAAGCUAAGGGUCAAGAUGUCAAAUCAUCAGUGUAUUUCAUGAAGCAGACCAUUAACAAUGCUUGUGGAACAAUUGGAUUAAUUCAUGCUAUUGCAAACAACAGAGAGAAAAUAAAUUUUGAAACAAAUUCUUCACUGAAAAAGUUCCUAGAAGAUUCAUUAUCUAUGACUCCUGAAGAGAGGGCCAAAUAUCUAGAAACGUAUGAAGCUAUUCGUGUCACUCAUGAAUCCAGUGCCCAUGAAGGUCAGACUGAGGCACCAAGUAUAGAUGAAAAAGUAGAUCUUCACUUUAUUGCAUUAGUUAAUGUAGGUGGUCAUCUCUAUGAACUGGAUGGGCGCAAGCCAUUUCCAAUAAACCAUGGGGAAACCAGUGAUGAUUCUUUUUUAGAGGAUGCAAUAGAAGUUUGCAAGAAAUUCAUGGAACGUGACCCAGAAGAGCUAAGAUUUAAUGCAAUUGCACUGUCUGCAGCUUAAAAGUCUUUUCUGGUGGGGUUAAUUUGUUGCAAUGUAUUGUAACAAUAAAACUGUUGCCAUAUGUUAAUAAUACAAAUUUUGAUACUUCUCUAACACGUUGAUUAAUUGCAGCAUACGUAGAAUAAAUUUUGCAUUUGUCCUUGUUAUAUCUUGCUACUUGUUCCUAAAGCAACUUUGAAUAUUUAUAUACAUGCAUGCAUUUUGUGCAAGACUUCUAUGUGGUGGGUUUUUCUCCUUCCAUCCUGCCCAUCCCCCUCCCCCCCUUAAAAGUUUUGGGAGUUACUGUCUGUGAUAUGUCAUCACAAUAAUGAUGAGCUACUUCAGAGCAGGAUUAUCAUUUAUAUUAUUAAUGAUUAACAUUUUGAGUGGAUUAUGUAGUAUGUUAAUGGAUAAAAGCUUGAAAGAUGAAGACAGCCUCUUUAUUUCAGUUAUGAUACAACCAUAUUAUAAAAACUUUUGAAGCUGACUCAAAGGACAAAGACUUUUUUUCAGUGUGUUAUUUAUAAAUAAAUACAUGGAAGAAAAAAGGGCAGAAAAAAGACUGUUUCUUCUUACUCUUGGUGGCCAGUAACAUUUUCAAAUUAUCUUUUCCUUUUGAAUAAAGCUUAUUUUUUUCUCUCAAGACUAAUAAUGUUAAUAAAUUGUCAAAAAGCCUUAUAUAAACCAGUGUUUGCCAUUUGUAGAUGUGGACGAGCCACAUGGAUUUUUGCCCCAGAAAAGACAUGCUAGUUCAAAUGCUAGGACAGCAGAGAGCACAUCGAAGCAAAGAUAGCACGGCAAAGUACCUCUCUAAACCGAAAUAAGUAAUAGUAAACUUAUGGUUGCUGCAAUGAAAUUUUGUGUAGCAAGAGCAGAAACAGGCUACAGAUUUUAAGAGAACCACGAUGCUAGUAUACUUUUUCCCCCCUCUUUAGAAGUAUCUAUUGUUAACUUGGUCAGGUGGCAUUACUGAAUGCUUUGUGAUAUCCUUCCUCUGUGCUAUCCCUCCCAUUCCCUGGGUCUUAAGGUACUGUUUACCAUUUCUACGCUUGAAUUAGUAGCAACUUGGUUGUUGUGGGGGUUGUGUGUUGGGUUUUGGGAUUUUUUUUUUUUGGUUGGUGGGUCAAGAUUUUUUGGAAAAGCAAUCUUAUGUUUUAUGAUUCUUGUGAAGGCUUCUUUUGGUUAAUUGUGCAUUUGUUUGACAUUCCAGAAAAAUAUUCCUUAUUUGUUGCUUUGAAGUGAAAUAAUUCAGCUUUGCUUCCAAUCAAGCCCUCUGCCAAAGGAAAUUGAACCCAUGGCAUCCAGCGGAUGCUUUCAUUCUUUAUCAAUUGUCAUUGCAGGAAAGAUGAAGAGGGUUAUGCAAGAAGCAGUCUGGCAGAGUUUUCCUUGUUUAGAGAAAAGAAAGAGACCUGGGAGUCUAUGUUAUCCCUCAAGAACAUCUUUUGCACUCUAAAGGAAAAAUUGGAGUGUCCGUUUAAAACAUGUUACCUGGAGAGUCCACUGGCAGCAAGGGUCUGUUUUCUACAAUUCAGCUAGUUGAAGUGAGGGGCAGUAACAGCACUGAUGAGCUUCUAUUUUUGAGCACUUUUUCUUUCCAAUAAAAUGCAGUAUUGUUAA